Molecule: messenger RNA, 1800 nt
Organism: Oncorhynchus tshawytscha (Chinook salmon)
Lineage: Eukaryota; Metazoa; Chordata; Actinopteri; Salmoniformes; Salmonidae
Product: olfactory receptor class A-like protein 1
Exons: 1
Coding region: 1-957 (318 amino acids)
Biological process (GO): G protein-coupled receptor signaling pathway
Cellular component (GO): membrane
Molecular function (GO): pheromone receptor activity
Source: RefSeq, a predicted model, not a curated record
AUGGAAUCAGAGGAGAUGGUCCGGGGAAUGCUGUACCUGUCUCUCACUGUGGUUGGAGUUCCAGGAAACAUUGCUGUCAUCGUGGCAUUCCUCCUGGCACUGUACCAGGAGCAUCAGCUUCUUCCUGCUGACGCCAUUGUGCUGCACCUGGCCUGUGCCAACCUGCUGGUGGUAAGCGUGCGCUGUCUGCUGGAGACCCUGGCCACCUUCCGCCUGGUCAACAUCUUCGGGGAUACGGGCUGCCAGGGGGUGAUCUUUGUCUACCGUACGUCUCGCUCCCUCUCCAUCUGGCUCACCUUUGUGCUGAGUGCCUACCAGUGCCUGAGCAUCGCUACUCCCGGCUCCCGCUGGGCCUCCAUCCGUGUCCUGGUGGCUCGCUACCUGGCAGUGAUCUUCCUCACUCUUUGGGUCAUCAAUACCUCCAUGAGCUCGGCAGCCAUAGCCUUCUCCCUGGGCUCCCGGAAUGACUCGGUCAACAUGCAGCACAGCAUUAAUGUUCAAUUCUGCUAUGUUCGCUUUCCUACUAUGCAGUCCAAACAGGUGAACGGGGCUGUCCAGGUAGGGAGGGACGUGGUACCUAUGGGCAUGAUGACCCUGGCCAGUCUGGUCAUCCUUUUGUUCCUGUACCGCUACAGCCAGCAGGUGAAGGGACUCCGCAGCAGCUCUGGGGCCAGCGGUGGGGCAGAGCAGCGGGCGGCUAAGGCUGUAGUGGCCUUGGUGACCCUGUAUGUGGUCCUCUAUGGGGUGGAUAAUGGACUGUGGGUAUACACCCUCACAGUGAGGAAGACCAUGAACUCCUCACUGAUCUCAGACCUGCGCAUAUUCUUCUCGUCGCUGUAUGCAGCGCUCAGCCCCCUGGUGAUCAUAGCCACCAACAGGAAGGUGAACAGCAGGCUGAGGUGUGUGGUGCAGGAGAGGCCCGUUCAGGACAAAGUCACUACACUAUCUACUGUGUGAGUUAGGGACUUAUUUUAGUAAGAUGGUAACAAAGAUGAAGAAUGUUGAUUAUAAAUUAAUUAUGUUGCUAUUAGAAUAUGGAGUAGAAAACACAUAGACCUAACAUUGUACGUUGUUAAAGGCGUGGCAAAAGUAUCUUGACCUCUUGUACUAACAUUUUUUAAGAACUUUUCUUCUGUUUAAUAUUGUUUAAUAUACUGUAUAAAGUUAAUGUUUGAGCUGUUUUGAUUAUUAUGUGGAAAAGUUGGUGGCAAGCUUGGAUUGAUGGAACUCAAAGGUCAUGAAACCAAUAUAUUGCUACAAAUGUGCCUAGAACAUGCCUACAAAUUUAAAAAUGAGCAUCACAAGUAGUGUUUGAGCCUUUUCUGUCAAAGUCCUAUUAGUGAAAUUGCCAUGAUAUUAAUCAUUCCAUAUUUGUCCUGUUAUCGCUUUGUUUGUUCAUUCAUUAUGUUCCUUCAUCUUAAUUGGAUGGAAACAUUAUAACUGGAUGACUAACAGCACACUAUAGCUGUCAAAUGACUUCCAGCAGUCUCUUUCAUUGUUAUUAACGAUUUGAAUGAGAUCUGUGAAGCGUCACACUGCUAAUGAAGGUAGUUAAUUGCCCCACAGAGACCCAGGUACAGUCGCAUGAGAAAACCAACUCUCUUUAGAACAAGAAAGAUUCACUCUGAAUAUAAAUAUCUGAUGUAAAUGUGAAAAGGAUGGUUUUCAUUUAUAGGUCAAAUAAUAAAGAUGAGACUAUUAAGAUAAUAGUAUAUGAUUGGUUGACAUUAUAAAUGUAGACAUUUCCAUCAAAUUAGAUGUUAGAUUAAGUUGCAUGAGCUUUUAUACCCUUGAUUGACU